Messenger RNA from Bombina bombina (fire-bellied toad), 4035 nucleotides. RefSeq names its product metal regulatory transcription factor 1 (gene MTF1). The transcript has 11 exons. Gene Ontology annotation, biological process: positive regulation of transcription by RNA polymerase II; central nervous system development. The record is from RefSeq and is a predicted model, not a curated record. The coding region runs from base 645 to 2840 and encodes 731 amino acids. Gene Ontology annotation, cellular component: nucleus. Gene Ontology annotation, molecular function: RNA polymerase II cis-regulatory region sequence-specific DNA binding; DNA-binding transcription activator activity, RNA polymerase II-specific. NCBI's taxonomy places the organism in Eukaryota, Metazoa, Chordata, Amphibia, Anura, Bombinatoridae.
GUAGUUCUCACUAUCCAGAAGGAGGAGGAGGAAACGGAUCAGGAAGUGGCGCCUGUCCGAGCAUGAUCUCAAGACACCGGCGGAGGCCAGGGAAAGUGAAGUGGCUGCUUUACAUACUGACACAGGCACAUGAGAUAUCUUGGGAGAGGGAGGAAAACCAUUCUAGUAACUGCUGAAAACAAUGUUUUUAUUGUGAACCAGUCCUGGGAGCAGAUUCAAGAUAUUUCUUUAAACUAAAAUGAAAGAAUUUUACACUCCUGUUUUCAAGAUAAUGUGAUUGUAUGGAGAACAUAUGGAAACACGUUAAACUUCUGGAAGAUGAUGGCACUGAACAUUACAGGGAUUUAUUUUUGAAUGGCAGGAUGUGAAAGAAGUAUUUGUGGAUUAAAUUAAAAGCCCAUUACAUUCCAAAACUGUGAAAAAAUAGUGUCAUCACAUAACUUACAAAAGUUUAUUUUUAUUAUAUGUAUUUUUUUUUAUAAAGGACAUCCCUUUCCAAGAGUGACACUUUCAGUCUUUAUAACUGUCACCAUGUAAAUUGUUUAACUUGACCCAGAUUUUUUGGGAUAAAGCAAAAUCAAACAUUUUUCAACUAAUUUAACAAGUCUUUAAAGUAAAAUAAAUCUGAUGUUCAUUAGCUGAUUAUGGGGGAAAAUAGCCCUGAACUGGCUCUCAUGUCUAUGGAGGAGGAGGAUGAUGGGUUGUGCUCAGAUGAGAUGAGGAGGAAGUGGUUCCUGGAGAAGGGUGGGAGGGAAGGUGGCACAGUCUAUGAUACUACUACGGUGCUGAUAGAACAAGAUCAUCAGCCCUCUGGUGAGGAGGAGGAUGAAGAUGAGGAUGAUGAUGAAGGAAAUGUUGGAUCUAAUUUACCUUUUUUGGAUGCUGCAAAUGAAGCAGGACUUCUACUUAUGCCAGAGCAGGAUGCCAUCUCUCAAGGAUAUGUCCAACAUAUAAUUUCACCAGAUCAGAUACAUCUAACAAUAAACCCAGGCUCCACUCCUAUGCCUAGGAACAUUGAGGGAGCUACACUUACGCUGCACUCCGAGUGUCCUGAGACAAAGCAGAAAGAGGUGAAGAGGUACCAGUGCACUUUUGAAGGCUGCCCCCGCACAUACAGUACAGCAGGAAAUUUGCGAACUCAUCAGAAAACGCAUAGAGGAGAAUAUACUUUUGUCUGCAACCAGGAGGGUUGUGGGAAGGCAUUCCUUACCUCCUACAGUCUCAAAAUCCAUGUCCGUGUGCAUACCAAGGAGAAGCCUUUUGAGUGUGAUGUGCAGGGUUGUGAGAAAGCUUUCAAUACUCUUUACAGGUUAAGAGCACAUAAAAGACUUCACACCGGUGAAACAUUUAACUGUGUGACUGAGGGUUGUAGCAAGUACUUCACUACCCACAGUGACCUACGGAAGCAUAUUCGCACCCACACAAGGGAGAAACCAUUUAGGUGUGAUCAUGAUGGCUGUGGAAAAGCAUUUGCUGCAAGUCAUCGCCUUAAAACACACGUCAGAAAACAUACAGGGGAGAGGCCUGACUUCUACACCAGUGAUGGCUGUGAAAAGACAUUCAGCAUUCAGUACAGCUUGAAGAAUCAUGGGAAAAGUCAUGACACCACUGGAUUGGACGAUGGAUACAAGGCUGAAACAUGCGAUGAUGCAAGUCAUUGGUUUUGUCUCAGUGACUUAAGCACUUUAUCUACGGAUUCUGAACUGCGAGAAAAUGCUAACACAAGUCCUGGGCAAGCACUUAGCACCCUUUUGCCAGCAAACCUGUUUGAGUCUGUGUUUCAGAGCCCGGAGAGAACAGAAGAGCAUGAUACAGCUCAGCACAAAGCCUCUUCUUGGACAGAUAGUUUAUUAAGAACAUGGUUGCCAGAUGCACAAUCAAUGGUCUCAGCAGAAAACAAUUCAUCUGAACCUACACCUUUGGUUGUCCCAAUGGUUACUCCGACUAUCAAUUCUGAGACUUCUCUGCAGAGUACGGCUGGCAGUACCUCUACUGCAGUACCCUUAACUCCUGGAAAUAUGACGUGUGGAACGCAGCCAACUCCCCCCAUAAGCACAGCAGUGGGACAGCCCCUGGAAUUACCUGUUCUUAAUGGUGCUCAUUUCACUGCCAGCCAAGACAAUUUUCUUGCUACUCAGACAUCACAGUCAUUAGUAGAUGGGUUGACUGUGGUUGGGCCUGCAGUGCCUGUAUUGACUGGGUCAAAGUCUACUUUACCAACACUGGUACAGACAGCAGCCUCUAGUACUAACACAGUGCUGACCAAUAACCCAGCAAUUACCAUCACUCAGACUCCCAACACUGCUCUAUUGCAGCCCAGUCUGGUUAUGGCAGACCAGAACCUUCAGUGGAUAUUAAAUGGAGCCGCUCAAUCCCAGGAGCAAUCACAGCAAGCCUCAAAGGUGGAAAAGGUUUACUUCACUACAACGGUCCCUCUGCCAGGAAGCACAGGAAACACCAUGCAGCAGAUUGGUUUGAGCCUUCCUGUCAUCAUUAUAAAGCAAGAGGAAUCCUGCCAGUGUCAGUGUGCUUGUAGAGACUCUGUUAAAGAAAAAGCUACAAAACAGAAAGGGUGUUCUGUUCCACUGUCGGUGUCGGACCCCAGACUGCCAGAGCAGCCUCUCCCACCAGAUGGCUUGACUCUCUCUUCAUCAUCGUCUCCAUGCGAAGGGAGCAGUGGUCACUUAUUAAAUACUACAGACUCUCAGCCUUGGACACCAUCAUCCAUAGAUAUCUCAGACUUCCUAUCUCUCCAGAGCCCGGAAAAUCCCUCUUCUCUUGUUCCCAUGGAAGCCUUAUUACAGGGGGAUGAUAUUAGCCUCAACAGUUUUUCUAAGUAAACAAACCAUCUGCAAAGACUUAUUUUUACUUAAUUAUUUUGCUGUCAGAAUACAAGUUCUGGCCGUAGAAUUGGUUAAGAAGAGGUUACAUUUAUCGUAAAAACUGAUAUACAAUUAUUUUUGUUGCUUCUUACAUCAGCUGAGCUCGUCCAUUUUGAUUAUAAUUUUAUUUUAUUUUAAAUUUGCAUUGGAAGAGACUUUAACAUAUUUUUCUUCUGGCACUGAAAAAGGGUUUGUAAAGAUUAGAUUCAUUAACCUAUUUUGUUUUAUUGCACUAUGAGUCACUUUGUUUGCCAGUUAUAUAUGCGAAAGUUAAUUUCUAGAAGAAAGUCUCAGAAAAUAUAUAUAAAUAAGGAUAGCAAGGAAGAAGACCGUUCUGUUGUUAGAGAUCGUGUUGGGCUGACAUCUGAAAAUGUAAAGAAGCAGCCUUGCUAAGCUUAUUAAUUUAUUAACAAAAUCAGAAAAGGUUGGUCAUUGAAAGUGUUACUUCUAGCUAAGCAAUACAAUAUAUUUGCUAAUGUUAGUAUAGUCAUUUGAAAAACAGUUGCUACAAUCAUCUUGAAGAUUGUUGUUAAAAGAUUGCGUUGAUGUUGCUCUUUGGCCUGCAAUAUUUUAGUUAUGAUUUAAUGGUUCAUACCUAAAAUACUGGCCAUAAAUAUAGGAUGUCCAUCCCAUAAGACUUUGUAGUUAAAGUAAGCAAGGCUCUGCUUUUCAGUGAUGAUCUGGUUCAGUUUUUUAAAGUACAGUAUAAAACCAUAGUAGAUUGUAGUGUUUCUUCUUCCUUGUCCACAAGGCAGGUCAGAUUUUAAGAAUAUCUUUUGAUGGAUCUUCAGUGAAUUGACAAGUAGUUUAAUCACUCACUCAUUAUUUUUCACUUUUUUAUGUAGAUGUCCUUAAAAAGAAGCCUGUGUUGCUAGGCCUGGGGUUAAGAAACACUCAUGAGUUAGCUAAAUUUAACCACAAUAUGUUAUUUGAGUAACUAAACCAAGGGGUUGACAUCUCAAACAAUCUACUAACAAGUGCUUAUUUAAAAGUAUUGCUUUACAAUUUUCGAAAAUAUUUGUAUCUUUCAUAAUGUGAACAAGUGCACAAAUUUAUAGUUGAAAUACCUCCUUUGAUGUCUACAGUGUCUACAGUCACUUUAUUUUCUACCCAACGAAACCUAAGGCUAUAAAUAUUGUUAUGUAUAUAAUAA